GUGUUGCCAGUCCGAAAUCCAGAAAACCCAAUGAAGGAACAUCGUUGCCUAUAAAAACUCGGUCACUGUUCCUCAAAGUUCUCAUUCCAAAUUUGAACUUAGUAAGGUUCUGCAAAGGCUGAAUAUCAUUCAAAACCAUAACAGGGAGGAGGAAAAUAAACCAUGGGGACGAGAGUUUUUAUUCCCAUUCUUCUUACAUUUCUAAUCAAUGCUGCAUUAUCUGCACCGGAAAAAGUUCUCUUUGGCGAACCUACGCCAAUUGGCGCUGAAGCACGUCAAUUACCAGCUGCGGAUGCUGCCAAGGACACGACUUCUAAAGAUGGUCGUAAAGGGAGGGUAUUCACCUUUCCGGGGUCACAGCAGCAAGAUUCCAGAACCCAUCAGCCUGCCUACGUCAUAUCGUCGCCUCAUUAUGAAGCAACAGAAGACAGGUUUAGUUCCUCUGCUUCGUCCUUAGCUGACGAGAAUCGUCUGCUGUCGCUCCUGCCAACCUUCGGCAGCGAUGGGAUGCAGGUUGGCUUGGAUUUUAAAUUACCUUUCUUCAGCAUCCCAUAUGCCAAAAUGUUCUCGGCCCUGACAGCUCCAUCCGUAGGAGGUGGACUGUUUGGGUCUGGAUCUUCAUAUGGGUCGACCGGCUCUGCCGCCAGUUCCCUGACUUCCAACCUUUUGGGAUCUGGUAGUGGUCUGUCUAGUGGUAUGGCCACCAUGGCAGCCAUGGCUGUUACAGCUGCCCUUUUAUAUCCAAAAGUCAGCAAUCUCUUCAGUCUCGAUGGAAAAGGAGUCUUCAGAGAUGGUCAUGGAGCGGACGAUUUCUUCCAGAACAUGAACAGUGUUCUCAAUCAGUUUAACAUCGACGGUGAAGCCUGCAUGAAAGUCGCUUUGUGUUCCCUCGGAAAUGCCAAGCGACAUCACCAGCGCACCAGAGGAAGAGACGCUUCUACCACUCCUGCUGAUGUUCUGGAGGACAUUUUAAACCUUCCUGCAGUUAAAUCCUUGCUAUCGAAAGGUGGACUCGUCCAAGCCAGGGAUUUUGGAGGAACCGGAGGAGACUGCGAAUAUUACAACAGCCAGAGUAAAUGUCCUAUUGGUUCUGAAACAUUUCAGAAGAUGCUGUCCAGCCUCGGAUAAAUUUAUAUUGGAGCAUAAACCAUCAUGACAGCUGCCUCGCUGAAGUCAUCCCUAACAUUGCAACAGAAAUGGCAACUCCACACUGCCAAUAUGAGUGUUUAUUUACUGUAGAAUGUUAGAAUGCUUUAUAUUAUUUAGUAAUCAAUGUUUUUUCUCUUUUAUUUACUUAUAUGUAUCGGUGUUAGAAUGCUUUAUAUUAUUUAGUAAUCAAUGUUUUUUCUCUUUUAUUUACUUAUAUGUAUCGGUCGUCUCAUACUUGCUUUUUAUUAUUUCGUAGUGGCAAAGGGUCUCAUAACUUAGCAUUUUAUCUUUUGUUCUAACCUUUAAUUAUAUGUAUGUAUAUAUAUUAAUACACACAAAUAAGAAUCAAAA
This is a messenger RNA of Stegodyphus dumicola, 1500 nucleotides long. RefSeq lists its product as uncharacterized. The record is from RefSeq and is a predicted model, not a curated record. NCBI's taxonomy places the organism in Eukaryota, Metazoa, Arthropoda, Arachnida, Araneae, Eresidae.